AUGUCGAACCGUAUUACCUUUUAUGUUGACAUCGUCAGCCCCUUUGCCUACAUCGCCUUCCACGUCCUCCGGAACUCCCCAGCCUUUGCGAAAUGUGAAAUCAGCUACGUCCCCAUCUUCCUGGGAGGCUUGAUGCAAGCCUGUGGCAACAAUCCCCCAAUCAACAUUAAGAACAAGAAAAACUACCUAGGACAGCAACGGGUCCGAUGGGCCAAGUACUUCUCUGUGCCCAUCAUCGAGGGAUUCCCAAAGGGAUUCCCCAUCCGCACAUUAUACGUGCAACGUGCCCUGUGCGCCAUUUCGCAACGCAACCCCGCCCAGCUGGCCGAUGUGAUCGGCGCUCUGUUCCACGCCUUCUGGGCGGAGGGAAAUACCACCGUCGGUGAGCCUGAGGGAUUCACGCCUCUCCUCGAAGGAAUCCUAGGGAAGGAAGAGACGCAACAGGUCCUCGUGGCGAUGAACAAUCCCGAGAUCAAGGCUCUUUUGAUCUCUAAUACCGAUCGAUCCUUCAAUUCUGGUGCUUUUGGACUGCCUUGGUUUGAGUGCACGAACUCCCGGGGUGAGACGGAGGGGUUCUGGGGCGUGGAUCAUAUUGGCCAAGUGGCUGAUUUCUUGGGGUUGGAUCGCUCGCUUGACAAGGGAUUCCGGGCUGCUCUGUGA
Penicillium salamii is the source of this 660-nucleotide messenger RNA. Lineage: Eukaryota; Fungi; Ascomycota; Eurotiomycetes; Eurotiales; Aspergillaceae. The record is from the annotation of a GenBank genome assembly.